AUGAAUGCAUACACUUUUCCACCGCUAAAUACGCCUUCAAACACAACAUCUAAAAUCGGAUCUGUAUUCAUCAACCCAGGAGGUCCCGGUUCGCCAGCAUCAUCGCUGGUAUCGCUGAUAGCGAUAAGCGCAUUCCCGGGCCAAACCCCUCAACUUCGGCCUGCGUUUGAUAUCAUCGGAUUGGAUCCACGUGGUACUGGUCUGAGCCACCCGGUAAAGUGCGACCCAGCGAUUUACGCAGAGGCUGUAUCGCUAUUUCCUCAGACAGAAGAGGAGUACGAAGCACUUGCCGAUAAAAACAAGAGGUUAGGAGAAUCAUGCCGUGAAUUAACGGGACCACUGCUUGAACACGUCGAUACCAUCAGCGCAGCAAAAGACCAUGAAGCUGUUCGCGUGGCACUCGGCAACGAGCCGAUGAAUUUUGUUGGGUUAUCAUAUGGAUCUCAAUUGGCCGCACAGUACAUCAGUUUAUUUCCGGACAAUGUCCGCACGCUUGUUCUUGAUGCCAUAUCACAGCACUCGCAAUCUGAAGCCGCAGACAUCUUCAUCGGCGCGUCGUCUUACGAACUUGUUCUAAACCACUUCUUCGCGUGGGCAGCUACUGGUGAAAACUCGCCACUUCGCGGGCAGGACGUGAAAGCGAUGUGGCUAGAUCUACUUGCCAGCGCAAAGAAAACACCGAUACCCGCACUAUCCUGCGACGGCAUCAACUGCCGAGCAGCUGUAACCGACGAAGACAUCCUCUUCAACGCGCAGGGUCACCUGAAUUUCCCUGGGGCAGGAAUAGGCCUAGGCGCGUCCUGGGAGCUUCUCGCAUUGGCACUGUUCAAUGCUUCGCGCGGUGAUGCAACGGCCUUGUCCACAUCAUCUGCAAGCCCCGACGUCUUUCCCCGGCUGGCGAUUCAAUGCCUGGACUGGGAUCGCUCGGAUUCUCUUGCAGAAGUUCAGGCCAAGAUGGAAAUGGCUAAUGCGUAUUUUGGCCUUAACAAGGGCGCAAAUCACAGAUGGGGAGCGCAACACGCGUGUAUCGGAUGGCCUGUUCCAGUGAAGAAUCCGCCGCAGAAGUUAGACGUCAAGUCGGAUACCACUGUGCUCAUGGUGACGAGCACGGGAGACGCUUCGACGGGGAUCCCGUGGGCGGUAGGUAUGAUGGACGAGAUCAAAAACUCAGUGUUAGUAGUCCGCCAGGGUGACGGACACGGAAGUUUGCCUCUGGGUGGAGAGGCAGGCGACAUAAUCGUCGAGUACCUAAUCACUGGCGAAGCCCCAGCACAAAGGUUCUUGACUACGAAAUCAUAA
This is a messenger RNA of Bipolaris oryzae ATCC 44560, 1299 nucleotides long. RefSeq lists its product as uncharacterized. The coding region runs from base 1 to 1299 and encodes 432 amino acids. The record is from RefSeq and is a predicted model, not a curated record. The transcript is spliced from 2 exons. Lineage: Eukaryota; Fungi; Ascomycota; Dothideomycetes; Pleosporales; Pleosporaceae.